UAUUCAUAAAACGGAAAACAAAAACUAAUUAUUUUAGUUAUUUUACUGAGAUAGGAGAAGUGUUGGAAGACGACACCCAUUAAUAAAUCACAGAUUUGAUUUUCGGAUUAUCAAAAAUUCGAUUUUCGUGCUUUGGCAGUCUUAUAUUAGCUGUUAAUCUCGAUGGGAAAGAAGAAAUCCGAUGAAGCCAUAAAAGCCAAGCCAAAGGAAAAGCUCUCAGUAUCUGCAAUGCUUGCCAGCAUGGACACAAAACCCGAAAAACCGAAAAAACCACCGGUCUCCACUUCGAGCAAACCCAAGUCAAAAUCCGCUCCGAAACCCCCUUCUUACAUCGACGGUGUAGAUCUUCCCUCAUCUGAUGAGGAGGAAGAAGAGAUAGACUCCGAAGAAGAGAAAAAGCAAAUCGAGCUCCAAAAACGCCGGAAUUCCGCAAAAUCCCUCGACAUAAGCAUAACCGAAAAGGAGUUAAAGAAACGGGAAAAGAAAGACGUCCUCGCCAGCCAAGCUGCUGAGGUGGCGAAACACGAAGCCCUCAGAGACGACCGCGACGCGUUCACUGUCGUGAUUGGUAGUAAAGCUGCUGUGCUCGAUGGAGAAGCAGAUGCAGACGCUAAUGUGAAAGAUAUAACGGUGGAUAAUUUCUCCGUUUCGGCCCGUGGAAAAGAGCUCUUGAAAAAUGCAACGGUCAAGAUUUCUCACGGGAAGAGGUACGGGCUUGUGGGCCCCAACGGAAUGGGAAAGUCAACCCUGUUGAAACUCCUCGCUUGGAGAAAGAUUCCCGUACCUAAAAAUAUCGACGUACUUUUAGUCGAGCAAGAAGUAGUUGGUGAUGAUAGAACAGCUCUAGAAGCGGUUGUUUCUGCCAAUGAAGAACUCAUCAGUCUCAGACAAGAAGUUGCUUCCUUGCAAGAAGCAUCAUCGAACGUGCAAGAAGAUGACGAGGAAGAAAACGAUGUUGGAGAGAAAUUAUCCGAACUAUACGAUAAAUUGCAAUUAAUGGGUUCGGACGCUGCCGAAGCUCAAGCUUCAAAGAUUCUUGCUGGUUUGGGUUUCACUAAAGAUAUGCAGGCUCGUCAAACGAGGUCUUUUAGUGGAGGUUGGAGGAUGAGGAUUUCUUUAGCCAGAGCACUCUUUGUGCAGCCCACUCUUUUACUAUUGGACGAGCCGACAAACCACCUCGAUUUGCGGGCGGUUCUGUGGUUGGAAGAAUAUUUGUGUCGGUGGAAGAAAACUCUUGUUGUAGUUUCGCACGAUCGUGAUUUUCUAAAUACAGUGUGCAAUGAAAUCAUCCACCUCCACGAUUUAAAGCUCCAUCUCUACCACACGAAUUUUGACGGCUUUGAAACUGCCUACGAGCAGCGCCGUAAAGAAAUGAAUAAAAAAUUCGAAACCUACGACAAGCAGUUGAAAGCUGCGAAAAGAUCUGGAAGCCGUACACAACAAGAAAAGGUAAAAGAUCGUGCUAAAUUCACCGCAGCAAAGGACGUUUCAAAGGGUAAAGGCAAAGGCAAAGCAGUCGACGAAGACGACCCUGUACCGGAAGCACCCAAGAAAUGGAGAGACUACACGGUGGAGUUCCAUUUCCCAGAGCCAACCGAGCUAACUCCACCGCUCAUGCAGCUGAUCGAAGUCAGCUUCAGCUACCCUAACCGAGAGGAUUUCAGGCUAUCUGACGUGGACGUCGGCAUCGAUAUGGGGACCCGCGUGGCGAUAGUGGGGCCCAACGGUGCCGGAAAAUCAACACUGCUGAACCUCCUCGCCGGAGAUUUAGUUCCGAUGGAGGGCGAAGUGAGAAGAAGCCAGAAAUUGAGAAUCGGUAGAUAUUCGCAGCACUUUGUGGAUCUACUUACAAUGGAUGAAACCCCGGUUCAGUAUUUACUCCGUUUGCAUCCAGAUCAAGAAGGGCUGAGCAAGCAAGAGGCGGUUAGGGCAAAGCUGGGUAAAUUCGGGCUGCCUAGUCAUAACCAUUUGACCCCGAUUGUGAAACUGUCGGGUGGGCAAAAGGCAAGGGUGGUUUUCACCUCGAUUUCGAUGUCGAAGCCGCACAUAUUGCUUUUGGAUGAGCCGACGAAUCAUUUGGACAUGCAGAGUAUUGAUGCUUUGGCGGAUGCGCUGGACGAGUUCACUGGUGGGGUUGUUUUGGUGAGUCAUGACUCGAGGCUGAUUUCGCGUGUGUGCGAUAAUGAAGAGAUUAGUGAGAUUUGGGUUGUGGAGAAUGGCACCGUCGAGGCUUUUCCGGGUUCGUUUGAGGAUUAUAAGGAGGAGCUUGUCAAGGAGAUUAGGGCUGAGGUGGACGAUUAAUUCUUUACUUUCUGAGAUUAAUAAUAUGUUUUUCUUGUGGUUCUUUUUUUUGUGUUACAUUUGUGUAAUGGAUACUUGACUUUGCUGCAAUUGUGAUUGGAGUGUAAUGAUUUUGAGGAUACAGUUGAGAUACUAUGAUCACUUUUUUCUUGUAACUUUACCAAUUCUUUUUUUAUAAACUUGAAUCCUGGUUUUUUUUUUUUCGGUUA
Erythranthe guttata (spotted monkey flower) is the source of this 2510-nucleotide messenger RNA. It is a transcript of the gene ABCF4, whose product is annotated as general control non-repressible 4. The record is from RefSeq and is a predicted model, not a curated record. Gene Ontology annotation, molecular function: ATP hydrolysis activity; ATP binding. NCBI's taxonomy places the organism in Eukaryota, Viridiplantae, Streptophyta, Magnoliopsida, Lamiales, Phrymaceae.